This is a messenger RNA of Plasmodium berghei ANKA, 1983 nucleotides long. RefSeq names its product mRNA methyltransferase, putative. Gene Ontology annotation, cellular component: nucleus; RNA N6-methyladenosine methyltransferase complex. Gene Ontology annotation, molecular function: methyltransferase activity; mRNA binding. Bases 1 to 1983 code for a protein of 660 amino acids. The record is from RefSeq and is a predicted model, not a curated record. The transcript has a single exon. NCBI's taxonomy places the organism in Eukaryota, Apicomplexa, Aconoidasida, Haemosporida, Plasmodiidae.
AUGAAUAACAAUCAAAUAAAUUCAAAUAACAAUAAAAAUAUGGGGACACAAAAUUUUAAUCAAAAUUUUACAAAUAAUACUGUAAAUAAUAAACAACCCAAUAAUACAUCGUAUCAGUAUGCAAAUAUAAAUUACAAAAAAACAAAUAGUCCCCCAAUAAUGAACUAUAAUAAUAACCCCAAUUUUGUAAAUACAAAUUAUUCUAAUUAUAAUAACAUUGCACCCCCACCUAGUGGUAUUCCACCAAAUAACAUUCCCAUAAACAAUAAGAAUAUUUAUUACAUUCCUCAAAAUCCUACUAAUAUUCCAAGCCCCCCCAGCCCUCCAAACAUACCCAGUUCACCAAAUAUGGACUAUGGAAAUAAUACAAAUUUAAAAAAUCCUGUAUCUGAAGGAAUGAAUAUCGAAAAUGAUGAUUUGUUAGGACAAGACUAUGGUAAAACUACCCAUUAUAAUUCCAAUUAUAUGGGAAACAAUACUAAUAUGUUCGGAACCCAUGUUAAUAAUAAAUAUCCUGACCAAGUGCCCCCACCAAGUGUACCCCCUCCAAACACAGGGGAUAUAUACCAAUAUAAUAACACAAACAAUGCACAUAAUAUACACAUGAAAAGUGGGGGUAAUUUACCUAAUGCCAACAACAUAAGCGGAAUGUUCAACAUGCAAAACAAUGGAUCUAUAAUGGGAUUUCAUGGAGAAUAUUCUAACAAUAUAAUUAAUAUGAACUCUGAUCAAACUAUGAUAACAAAUAAUUCAAACAAUUUUAUAAGAGAUAUGAAAAGUUAUGAUUAUCCAUUUAAUGAUAAUAUAGCUCCACCUCCACUUCCUAAUCCAAAUCAAAUACACCCAGAUAACAAAUUUUAUAAUAAUAACGAUAAUAAUAUAAAUAUUAAGAAUUUAGAAAAUAUGAAUAGUAUUAGAAAUUCAUCAAAUACUAACUUAAAAAAAAAUGAAUAUAAAAAUAAUAGUUGUAAUAUAAAUGUAGAUGGUCGAGAAAGACUGCAAAAUGAUUAUAAUCAAAAUUUUGUAAACACAGGUGAAAGACCUCAAAAUUUUAUUAGAGAUAGUGAUGAAAAUAAAAGAUUUAUUAAAUAUCCUAAAUUAAAACAACUAUUAGAAUUAAAAAAUGCAAUAAUAAAAAAAAGAUCAACACCAGCUAGAUAUAUAAAAUGUGAUUUACGAAAUUUUGAUUUAUCUAGUUUAGAUAUGAAAUUUGAUGUUAUAUUAAUUGAUCCUCCUUGGAAAGAAUAUUAUGAUAGAAAAAUACAAAAUUUGGAUUUGUUAAAUAGUAUACAUAUAGAUAAUUAUGAUAUAAAUGAUGAUAUAUAUAAUGAUAAAGAUAAGUAUUGGUCUUUAGAGGAUUUAUCAAAUUUAAAAAUAGAGCAAAUAGCAGAAGUUCCAUCCUUUCUUUUUAUAUGGUGUGGCGUAACACAUUUAGAAGAUGCUAGAGUUUUAUUAAAUAAAUGGGGAUAUCGUAGAUGUGAAGAUAUAUGCUGGUUAAAAACUAACAUUAAUGAAAAAAACAAAAAAAUUAAAUAUCUAAAUGAAAUAAAUAAUGAAAACUCAUAUUUACAGAGAACCACUGAGCAUUGUUUAGUAGGAAUUAAAGGUGCAGUUAGACGGUCUUAUGAUGUACAUUUAAUACAUGCAAAUUUAGAUACAGAUGUUAUUAUUGCAGAAGAAACUGAAGAAAAUAUAUAUAAUAAUAAUAAACCAGAAGAGUUAUAUAAAAUUAUCGAAAAAUUCUGUUUAGGACGAAGGAAAAUCGAACUUUUUGGAACAAAUACAAAUAUAAGAAAUGGAUGGUUAACAUUAGGAAAAAAUAUUAAUGGUACAUUAUUUGAGCAAGAAGAAUAUACAAGUUGGUUUGAAGGUGACAUUGCUUGGCCCGAAGCAACUUCAUAUAUAGGAGGAAAGUAUAUGGGAACAACUCCAGAAAUCGAAAAUCUACGUCCAAAAUCGCCGCCGAGAAAUGUUAACCCUUGA